AGCCGCCUGUCUGGGUCAUCGAGUCUGUCCAUCCCUGGCCCAGUCCUCCGCCUAGCAGCUGUCUCUCCCCUCGCCUUUCGCCCCCCUGGGUGGCUGCCAUGGGCCGGAAGAGAAGGCUCAUCACCGACUCCUUCCCCAAAGUGAAGAGGAGGAAGGGCGGGCCGGGGCCUGGCAAAGAGGAUGGGGAGCCCGAGCCAAGGCUGCGAGGGGAGGAGCCAGGUGAGGAGAUGCUUGCAGCCCACUUGGACAGAACCCAUUUAGAGAUACUGAGGCAGUUUGACCUGAACAGGCACUUUGGACCCUGCACAGGGAUCACUCGACUCCAGCGAUGGGAACGAGCAGAGCAGCUGGGCCUAGAACCUCCCCACGAGGUGCUCAAGGUGCUGUGGGCCCACCCUGAAGACCCCCAAUAUCAAUGCAGCCUCUGGCACCUGUACCCCAUCUAAGGAAUCAGUCUAGAAGUCAUGCCCAGUGCAUCCAUGCCGCUUUCCCAGGGGCCUUCCGAAUGGACAGGGGACCCUACUGCUGUGUCUUCAAACAACCCUGUACUGGACGGGGUGGAGGCUGGGAUGGCAAAGAUCUCCCAGAGCCUCAGGACUCCAGGUUGGGGGGGCUCCUCUGACCUGCCAGCAAGCAAGCUCAGCCAGCCAGCUGAGGCUGGCUCAUCAGGAGUGUU
Phascolarctos cinereus (koala) is the source of this 676-nucleotide messenger RNA. It is a transcript of the gene POLD4, whose product is annotated as DNA polymerase delta 4, accessory subunit. Lineage: Eukaryota; Metazoa; Chordata; Mammalia; Diprotodontia; Phascolarctidae. Gene Ontology annotation, cellular component: delta DNA polymerase complex. Gene Ontology annotation, biological process: DNA-templated DNA replication; DNA synthesis involved in DNA repair. Gene Ontology annotation, molecular function: DNA-directed DNA polymerase activity. The record is from RefSeq and is a predicted model, not a curated record.